Molecule: messenger RNA, 1661 nt
Organism: Drosophila obscura
Lineage: Eukaryota; Metazoa; Arthropoda; Insecta; Diptera; Drosophilidae
Product: proton-coupled amino acid transporter 1
Exons: 5
Coding region: 38-1414 (458 amino acids)
Biological process (GO): amino acid transmembrane transport
Cellular component (GO): vacuolar membrane
Molecular function (GO): amino acid transmembrane transporter activity
Source: RefSeq, a predicted model, not a curated record
ACAGAAUCCAAACCAGAACCAGAACCAGAACCAGAACAUGACAGGACCCAGACAGGAGGCUGUGGAGACAGCGGCCAGAGCUGGAGCUGCAGUUGGAGCCGUGGAAGUGGCUGGCAAAUCCACACGAAAGCAGCCCCAAGAUGAGAACGAAGAGGAGUACCAUCCGCCCACAAGCUACCUGGAGACGAUUGUGCACCUGUUCAAGGGCAACAUUGGGCCCGGUCUGUUUGCCAUGGGCGAUGCCUUCAAGAAUGGCGGCCUGCUUGUGGCGCCGCUGCUGACGGUGGUGAUUGCCGUCGUGUCCAUCCACUGCCAGCAUGUGCUCAUCGCCUGCUCCAAGAAGAUGCGCGAUCUGCGCGGCGACGCUGUCUGCGCCGACUAUGCCCAGACGGUGGAGAUGUGCUUCGAGAGUGGGCCCGUGAAGCUGCGGGGCUGGUCGCGCACCAUGGGACGGCUGGUGGACAUUUUCAUAUGCGUGACACAGCUGGGCUUCUGCUGCAUCUACUUUGUGUUCAUCAGCACGAAUGUGAAGCAGAUCCUGCAAGCGUACAGCAUCGACUUGGAUGUGCAUCUGGUGAUGCUGCUGGCCUUUGUGCCCGUUCUGCUGAGCUCCCUGAUCACGAACCUCAAGUGGCUGACGCCCGUCUCGAUGAUUGCCAAUGUGUGCAUGGUCCUGGGCCUGGCCAUCACCCUCUACUAUGCCCUGAAGGAUGGACUGCCGGAGGUUAGGGAGCGCGCCUAUUGGACAAGCGGCUCCCAGUUGGCCCUCUUCUUUGGCACCGCCAUCUUUGCGUUCGAGGGCAUUGCCCUGGUGAUGCCCCUGAAGAACGCCAUGCGCAAGCCGGGCCAAUUCGAGAGCCAACUGGGCGUCCUCAAUGUGGGCAUGUUUCUGGUCUCCGUCAUGUUCAUGUUUGCCGGCUCCGUUGGCUACAUGAAGUGGGGCGAAGAUGUUGGCGGCAGUCUCACACUCAAUCUGGGCGAUUCAAUUCUGGCCCAGGCCGUCAAGCUGAUGGUGUCCACGGGCGUACUCUUGGGCUAUCCCCUGCAGUUUUUUGUGGCCAUUCAGAUCAUGUGGCCGAGUGCCAAGCAACUGUGUGGCAUCUCCGGCCGCUCGCUGCUCGGUGAGCUCUCCUUUCGCACCAUCAUGGUGAUUAUUACGCUGGCCAUUGCUGAGAUGGUGCCCGCAUUGGGCUUGUUCAUCUCGCUGAUUGGCGCCUUGUGCUCCACGGCAUUGGCCCUGGUUUUUCCGCCUGUGAUCGAGCUGAUUGCCAGCAGUGAGCCAAACAAGGGACCCGGCCUCUUUGUCAGCACCAAGAAUCUCAUUAUACUGGUGGUGGCCAUGCUGGGCUUCUUCACCGGCUCCUACGAGAGUCUCAAGCAGAUUGUCAAUCACUUUGGCGAGAUGAAUGGUUGACGGAGGACGCCCAGCACAGCAGCAUCAAGUACGGAUCAGCACAGUAUCCUACCCAAGAAGAGGAGAUAUCAGAGGAGGACCUCAUCACGGGAUCAUCACAGAAUAUUUAUACAAUACAACAAAUGCUCAUCUGCAAAAAGCAUCAGCAAGCAAUCAUCACAGUAUCUUGGCAGCGAUAUCCACCUUAUACAUACAUACGUAAUCGAAACAUAGCACACACACACACACACACACACACACACACAAA